Alternaria viburni is the source of this 1326-nucleotide messenger RNA. RefSeq lists its product as uncharacterized. Gene Ontology annotation, biological process: NLS-bearing protein import into nucleus; nuclear pore organization; protein localization to nuclear inner membrane. Gene Ontology annotation, cellular component: nuclear pore central transport channel; nuclear pore. Gene Ontology annotation, molecular function: structural constituent of nuclear pore. Bases 1 to 1326 code for a protein of 441 amino acids. The record is from RefSeq and is a predicted model, not a curated record. NCBI's taxonomy places the organism in Eukaryota, Fungi, Ascomycota, Dothideomycetes, Pleosporales, Pleosporaceae. The transcript has 3 exons.
AUGUCUUUUAGCUUUGGAAACCCGGCAGGCGGAGAAAAGAAGACGGGCACUCUGUUUGGAAGCACCACAGCACCAGCUGGCGGUCUUUUCGGUCAAUCGCAGCAGCAACAGCCGCAGCAGUCGAACACGACACAGUCCAGCCUCUUCGGCUCAUCAACCGCCCCUCAACAGAACAACACCAAUAGCCUGUUUGGCUCGACACAGCCGCAGCAACAGCAGCAGAACUCGGGAUCGAGCUUGUUCGGCCAGCCCCAACAACAACAGCAGAACGCAGGCUCAAGCCUCUUCGGACAACCUCAGCAGCAACAACAAAAUGCCGGCUCAAGUCUGUUUGGCCAGCCUCAGCAGCAACAGCAACAGCAACAGCAGCAGCAGCAGCAGGGGCAGCAACAACAGCCAAACAUGAGCAACAGCCUCUUCGGCGCCUCAUUGCAGCCUGCGCCCGUCCUGAACAACAUUCAGGCGCAAAGCAUCCAACAACAGCGCGAAGGGCUUCCGCAGUUGCGCCAGUCCUCCGCGCAACCUUUCGCUGCUAAUACCAUGAACGGUCACAGAGAGAAGUCGGUCAUCGAGCAGAUACGGAUCCUGAAUAACAAGUGGGAUCCCAGCAGCCCCGAAUGCGUCUUCCAAUACUACUUCUACAACUCGGUCAAGCCUGAAGAAGCGCCCUUCUAUGGUCCCUCGCAGGGUGAAGACGAACGGAAAUGGGAGGAGGCUUUGUCUAAGAAGCCAAGUCCAGGUGCUAUUCCCGUGCUUGCGCGUGGCUUUGAGCAGGUUGGAGAACGCAUCAAGCAACAAGCCGCCGCUGUCACCGCGCUACGAACCCGCCUGCACGAGAUCAAUAAUGCACUGUCGCUUCUCAAAGACGCCCAUGAGCUGACGGUAGCAUCGCGCAUCACCGAAGCUAAGCGCAAGCAUGUCGUCUUCACUCAGCGGACACUGGCCCUUGCAACUAAGGUCCAGAUCUUACGAAACCGGGGAUACGUUAUGGAUCAGCCAGAGGAGGAACUGAAGAAGAAGCUCAUCGAGUUGGAGAAGCAGACCUUUGAUCCUGUACUUGGCGGGCGACAAGAGGAAAUCUGGGCGCGCAUGUCCGGUGUGCGGGAGCGGGCGCGCAUCCUACAAGAGGAGACUGAGAAGCUGGGCAAGACGAUUGACCAGCAGCAAAAUGGUGAACUUCUUACAGAUGAAGAUCAGAAGGCGUUGGAGAAGCUCCUCAAAGACUACGACCGACAACUCGAGCACCUCAAGAAGUGGGUCGACGACACCAGAGACGAAUACGACGAGUGGGAGACUGCAAAGCAAUCAAGGCCAGCAAAGCGAUAA